CAAAACACUCAACACGAACACGAUCGACACUUGUUUCGUUGUCAUAGCAACGAAUACUUCUGCUAUUCAUCUAAACUCCGGCCCCUGAUCAAAACAAACACAUGAUCAAUUUGUGAAAAUAUUUCUUGUUUGCUGUCCAUUAAAGACCAUUUAAAAUGGGUCCGAAAAAGGGGAAAGGAAAAGGUGGUCCAGUGGAUGGGGUGGAUACUACCAGCAUGUCCCGAGAACAGCUGGAAGCAUUUUCACUCCGCUUGAGGGAAGAACUAGACAGAGAAAGAGAAGAACGGAAUUUUUUCCAACUUGAGCGAGACAAACUGAGAACAUUCUGGGAAAUUACAAGGCAGCAAUUAGAAGAAAACCGUGCUCAUCUAAGGAAUCAAGAUCGUGCACAAGAUGAAAAUGAAGAGAAACAUCAAUCAGAAAUCAAAACUUACAAGCAAAAAGUCAAGCAUCUUCUUUAUGAACAUCAAUGUAACUUGUCUAAUGUUAAGGUGGACCGUAUGGUGGCUCUUAAAAUGGCUCAAGAUGAUUAUACUGCUAUGGAAAAUGAAUUGUUAAAAGACAAAACCAAUCAAAAGGCAAAAUUACGAGAACAAGAACUUGCUCACCAGGAAAUUGUGCGCCAGCUAAAAAUGGAACAAAGCGCAGAAAUUAGUAAAAUGCGAGAACAAUUUUCUCAAGAUGCACUGGAACUGGAAAGAAAAUAUGAGGCUCGUUUAACAACACAAGGAGAAGACAUGGGUUUGCAGCAUUCUAUGGAAGUGGCAGAGGUCGAGCAAAGAAAGAAUAGACAAGUAGUAGAGCUAACUAAAAGUCAUGAAAAAGCUUUUAAUGAUAUGAAAAAUUACUACAAUGAAAUCACCUUGAAUAACUUGGCUCUUAUCAGUAGUUUAAAGGAGCAAAUGGAGGAGCUAAAAAGUAGUCAUGAAAGGAUGGAGAAACAGCUGCGGGAAGUCCAGGGAGAAAAUAAGAGACUCACAGAACCACUGAAACAAGCCCAAUCUGAAUUGAGCAAUCUACAGCGCCAGCUUGCUAGUUACGAUCAUGACAAAAUUACUUUGGCAAAUACCAAACAACGCCUAGCACUGGUGACCAAAGAACUUGAAGAUUUACGUUGGGAGAAUGAGGUUCUUGAACUCCGCUUUGAAAAGGUGGAAAAGGAACGCGACCGCCUGCACGCGGAGUUCGUGGGUGCUGUGCUGGACGUGCAGCAGAAGUCGGGGCUGAAGAGCGCCAUGCUGGGCAAGAAGAUGUCGGAGCUGCGCGGCGGCGCGGUGAGCGCGCCCACGGUGAGCGCGGAUCUGCAGAACGAGCUGGCGCGCGCUGUGCAGGCCCACGACGACCUGCUCGCGGCCUACGAGACCAAGCUCAAGCAGCACGGCAUCCCCGUCGACGACCUGGGCUUCAAGCCGCUCCGUGCCAAGACUCCGGCGACGCCGACCGGCGCUGGGCGGGCUUCGAGUCCGGCUAAAUAGAGCCACAACAUAUCGUAUACGACUGAGCUGUCAACCACAAACCUUUUCCGGCACUACAAGUCCCGUCAAGAACCACCCCAAUUACGCUUAUUUUUCUCUCUUAUACACACAUUUGACACGUUUGUAUCGUUCUUUCACCAAAUACAGAGAUUCUAGUGUUAGCAUCGUGAGGAGAUUCACUCAACACAAAAGCACAUUUUAAGUAUAAUUUUAUUUCUUUUGUAACAUUAUAAUUUUACGUCUUUUUAUUAUUUUCUGUGAUAUUUUUGUUUAUUUUUCAUUGCUGAAUAAAGUUAAUGUGCCCUGCA
This is a messenger RNA of Frankliniella occidentalis (western flower thrips), 1783 nucleotides long. It is a transcript of the gene Gas8, whose product is annotated as dynein regulatory complex subunit 4. Bases 156 to 1475 code for a protein of 439 amino acids. Gene Ontology annotation, biological process: cell motility. Gene Ontology annotation, molecular function: small GTPase binding; microtubule binding. The record is from RefSeq and is a predicted model, not a curated record. NCBI's taxonomy places the organism in Eukaryota, Metazoa, Arthropoda, Insecta, Thysanoptera, Thripidae. The transcript is spliced from 9 exons. Gene Ontology annotation, cellular component: Golgi apparatus; microtubule; motile cilium.